AUGUCGCCCAUCUGGAAUGUUGCCGCGCUCACGGGGCCCCCAAACCAGGCGAAGAAGCAGCAGAUUAUGUCCCACAUAGCCGGCAAAGCUCUUCUGCCGACCGACGUCAAGAUGCCAGCCGGAAUGCAAGUUAUGGCGGGGCAGAACAGUAUGAUCGCGAACGGAAUUACUGGCUGCCCAGAGCCCAAUCCCAUCGAGACGCCCGAGGGAGCCAAGAAACGGGACGGCGACCAAGCUACCGGCAACGGUCGCCGACUAGGAGAACCGAGCGCCAACCUAGUCAUCGUCGUGACAGGCCGGAUGCUCCCCGCAAUGAAAGGAGCGGUCCAAGGCAUCGAGACAAAGCCGGUGCUAGAUCAGGGGAUAAAGGCAAUGCACCAAUCAGACCUUACGAGGUCGAGUCCCCUCCUCCUUCCCCAUCUGCAAUGCCCCUGCGGUCGUCAGGCAGCCGCUCGGUGGAUUGGGAGGUCGAAUCCGUCAGGUCGUAAGCUUUGGAGUCUGUCCAACUGCUACAAAAGAUAG
Molecule: messenger RNA, 522 nt
Organism: Anthostomella pinea
Lineage: Eukaryota; Fungi; Ascomycota; Sordariomycetes; Xylariales; Xylariaceae
Source: the annotation of a GenBank genome assembly